ACACAUUCAGUCUCAUUUCCAUCAAAAUUAUAACUUCAUUUCAAGUUUUGAUUUAUAUCCUAAAAUGGGUAAUUUUUUUGUUUCUUGCAAUGGUCACUUACUUAUCUUAAACACACAAAAUUAUGUACAUGUUACUGAUCUGUUAUCUUCUCUGUUUCAAUCUUAUAUUCUUAGUUAGAUUCAUCGAAGAGAAUAUUACUAAAAUGUUGGAGACAAAGGUCAUCUCAAACUCGGAGGUUUUAUAUGUCGGAAGAGACGACGGAGACACGUCACCGUCGACGAAAGUUCUUCAUGAUUUUCAGAUCAACGGCGGAGGAGGAGGACUAAUAAGAUCAUGGGUUGAUUCCAUGAGAGCUUGUUCUCCUACUCGUCCUAAAUCCUUCAAUAGCCAAUCUUGUUGGAUUAAGGAACAUCCAUCAGCUUUGAACAUGUUCGAAGAAAUACUUCAUAAAUCUAAAGGAAAACAAAUAGUUAUGUUUCUUGAUUAUGAUGGUACUCUCUCUCCCAUUGUUGAUGAUCCUGAUCGAGCUUUCAUGUCCAAGAAGAUGCGAAAUACUGUAAGGAAACUUGCAAAGUGUUUUCCAACAGCCAUAGUUAGUGGGAGAUGCAGGGAGAAGGUUUCUAGUUUUGUGAAAUUAACUGAGCUAUACUACGCUGGAAGUCAUGGCAUGGACAUCAAAGGACCAGAGCAAGGACCUAAAUACAAGAAAGAAAAUCAGUCUCUUCUUUGUCAACCAGCGACUGAGUUCCUCCCGGUGAUCAACGAGGUUUAUAAAAAACUACUCGAGAAAACCAAAUCGAUUCCAGGAGCCAAAGUUGAGAACAACAAAUUUUGUGCGUCUGUUCACUUUCGAUGCGUAGAAGAAAAUAAAUGGAGUGACUUGGCCCAUCAAGUUCGAUCAGUCUUGAAGAACUACCCCAAACUCAUGCUUACCCAAGGAAGAAAAGUGUUGGAGAUUCGUCCAAUCAUUAAGUGGGAUAAAGGCAAAGCACUCGAGUUUUUGUUAGAAUCACUCGGAUAUAAUAAUUGUACUGAUGUUUUUCCUAUAUAUAUUGGAGAUGAUCGUACCGACGAAGAUGCCUUUAAGAUAUUGAGAGAUAAAAAACAAGGUCUUGGAAUUCUUGUGUCCAAAUACGCAAAGGAGACUAAUGCUUCUUAUUCUUUGCAAGAACCAGAUGAGGUUAUGGAUUUUUUAGAACGUUUGGUGGACUGGAAACAAUUAAGAUGUGGGGCAUGAAGAGUUUACAAGUACAGGAGAAUCUUUUUCUUUUUCUUUUUACUAUGUAUUAUAUCUUAAGAUUCUAACGUAUAAGAGAACGAGAAUUAUUUUGUUAAAUAUAACAAAAAGACAAAU
This is a messenger RNA of Arabidopsis arenosa, 1355 nucleotides long. The record is from the annotation of a GenBank genome assembly. NCBI's taxonomy places the organism in Eukaryota, Viridiplantae, Streptophyta, Magnoliopsida, Brassicales, Brassicaceae.